This is a messenger RNA of Pecten maximus, 6480 nucleotides long. RefSeq names its product tax1-binding protein 1 homolog. The coding region runs from base 251 to 2152 and encodes 633 amino acids. The transcript has 4 exons. NCBI's taxonomy places the organism in Eukaryota, Metazoa, Mollusca, Bivalvia, Pectinida, Pectinidae. The record is from RefSeq and is a predicted model, not a curated record.
CCGAAAUACGUUUUACUUUAAUCUUCCUUCAUUCUCAACUUUCUUGUCUGUAUACAGAUGCAUUGGGAGUAUAUAUAUUUGUUAUUCUGUGACUAAAACCAACAAGUAAAAACUGGAGAUUGAUGCCUGUCAUUAUGAAGAGGAUAACGUAAGCGUCGCUGUGCACAUGUUGUUGUGUACAAGAUUUGUUGUAUCACAACAACAUGUGCACAAACUUUAUUACAUACUCGUAACGUACUAGCAUAACACAAUGAAUGGUGAUGACGACAUCGCGGUUAUUGACCAACAGGAGGAUGUAGAUAAUCUAGGAUACCCGGUCAAUGUCACAGAUGACUUCCAAAGUAACUCGACACUUCAGCUGUACGUUGGUACGGGAAAACCUGAGAACGACGCCUCUCUGCACGCUCUCAGGAAUGCCUACCACGACCUUAAACUCCGCUACAAUGAACAAACCUCAAAGGUGCACUCCAUGAGACAGGCAAUCAAAGACAUGGAAGCACAGAGAAUCCAGAACACAAAUCGGCCAUUUAGUUUAAAUACAACUGCAGCAUUUGCUGGAGCAGCAGGUGCAGGCACAGGGAAUCCAACAGCCUCGGGAGCUGUUGAGGCAAAUCCACACCUUCGUGCCAGUUUAGGAUAUGCAGAUAGCUUGCAAAGACAGAUUCUGCGUCUUAAAAACACUAGUGCAGUGAGAGAAAAGGAUAUGGAGAGAAAGUAUUCAGAUUUAUACACAAAGUAUAAAAGGCAGGAAGCCGAUGUGAAUACAUUACAGCUCCGUAACAGGAAAACUACGGUAGAGCUGGAAAAAACUUCAAAACUGUUAAAAGACCGUGAAAUGUUGAUUGAACAAUUAACAAACCGCAAUGACGUGUUAGAAAAAAUGGUUUCAUCUCAAAAUCCAGAGUCAUUCUCGGAGGAGAUUCGACUCCAGGAAAAACAUUUGAUGGGGAUUAUGGAAUAUCAGACAAAAUAUAUUGAUGAACUGAAGGAUAAAGUACAGGAACAGAACAGUAUCAUCAACAAACAACUGGAGAUGAUCAGAACGUUCAGCAGGAAUCAAAAAGAGGCUGAGGCUGCUGCUUUACGGCAAGGUAGACCUGAUGGCGAUUCCCUUUUCCCCUAUACCGAAGAACAGCAAGAUGCUGGAGCGAGACCCCGUCAGUCAGGCGCACUAACGAUAAGUGCACAAACACAACCAGUGCAGGCUACGCGGAGCAGCCCUCCUUCUGUAAGUCGACAGCAACAUGUGCCAAUUCAACAGGAAACAACAUUUGGUCGAGAGUCUUUGGCAGACGUGGAAAUAAGGAGGAAAAAUGACAUGACAUUGCAUACCAAUUUUGCAGACAAUAGAAGCACAAAGCUUGCUGAUGUGAAUCAAGCUUCCUCUCAGUUACCUGUGCCUCCAAACUCGCACGAUACUCCCGACUCGCCGAUUCUGAGAAGGUCGCCAAAUUUGUCUUCUCCAAAGGUACCACAGAAUCCCUCAGAUAGCUCUUACUCUAUGGCUCGUUAUCUCGACACGGAAAGCAGACAAUCGAGAUUGCAACUGGAGGAUGUUUCUACAUUGCCAGAUACUAUGUACAAAAUGCAACCAUCCAGCACUGGGCGUCAAGUACCGAUAUAUGAAAACGAACAACGUUUACAUGCCCUACGAAUAGACGAUAAAAAAUUAGAUUUUAGUGAUACGAUUUAUAGACCUGCUACACAAAAACCAUAUACAAGGCAAGAGGAUGGUAGGACUGGCCAUUUGUAUCCGCCUUUAUCGCAGGAAAACAAUUACGAAAAUAUAACGGUAUUUCUUCCUCCAACGCAACAGCAGGCAGAAGGAGACUAUGCUAAUGUUUCCGAGCUGAUGACACAUCGUAGUCCUUCAAAUGUUACAGAGGCCCAGAUAUGCCCUGUAUGUAAUAAAAAUUUCCCAGCUAACCCCAUAGAUGAUUUUCAGCAACAUGUUUUGGAUUGUAUGGAUGGAGGUGAGGAGGAGGGCACUUCCACAUUGCAAAACAUUUCCCAGAAGGAAAAUGGUCGCGAAUGUCCAAUGUGCUCGGCUGUGUUUCCAGGAGGUCUCCCACAGGAAGAGUUCGAAAGACACGUCCAGGAACACUUCGGUGAAGAUCCCAUGAUGGAGAGAUUUGAAGUGCUGCAAGCAUAGCACCAUAUUUAAUAUUGUAUUUUAGGGUAUAUCAUUUGUAAUUUUAAGUGAUACUUUUUAAUUUGAAUGUCUUUAAUUAAAACUAAAUCUGAUGGAACAUUCGCUCAAAUGGAAGUCAAGAGUGUUUUAUAAUUGUUGAAAAACAAAUUGAGUUUUACUGAAGUAUUCAAACAUUGUUAAAAUUGAAUUGGACAGUUUGAUAGAAAUGUAUCUUGCAUUUCAAUUUUAAAAAAAUAAUGCAGAAUGAUUUCAUGAUUUUUGUGAGAAAAAAUGUAGAAAUCUUAAUUUUUUUUGUCUUUGUGAAACAUUUAUGAUUUGGCAUCUGUUUGUUCUUCUAGUUGUCAGCCUUUGCAAUUUAAAUUGGUAUAAAGUAUUGCUUUUUAUAUUCAUCGGUGGAUUAGGAUGUGCUAAUGAAUGUAGAACGUUUUGUUUGGAAACCUGGCUUCUGUAGUUGAGGUUUUUACUCAAAUUUGAAUUUUGACAAUUAUAUAAUGGAUCAACCGAAAGCAAAUUAGUAAUUUAUUCGAGAAAAAUUAUCACCAUCCUUUUGAUGUUGUGCCAAUGUUAUAUUACUGGGUAUUUAAUUAAACAAACUUUAUACUCAUAAGAAUAAUCAUCCAUGUAUAUAUGUAUAUUUCAUAAAUUUAAGUUUGGUGUCAAAUCAGUGAUUUACAAAAUGUAGUCAGGCAUAUAAUUAUAUAUAUCAGGCUAAGGUCAAAUAUCUAGUUUAUACAGGGUUAUGAUUUCUUAGGUUCAGUUAACAUAUUGUGUAUACAUACAUUGGGUAUAAAUUCUGGUUGAUAAAUGUUUCUGGGUCCUCCACAUCACAUAUGCUAAUUUGUACCAGACCCUGGGAUUUACAAUGUAAAAUUGGUAAUUUUUCAUUAAGAUAAUUUGACAGAACACAAUGAUCUCUCUUUUCUUUAAUCAGAAAUAUAUUAUCAUUUAUAAUUAAAAUACCCUUUAGAUAUUUAGCCAGUAUAUGUCAGUGUUCGAAUGAGAUGUGUAUAUAUUAGACUUAUCAUCAGCCUUCAUUAAUGUCGUAGUAUUUAUUGAUAGUUUCCACACACAGAAUAUUCUUUCAUUCCCCCCCCCCCCUUUAUUCUUAUCCUUAUAAUUAUUUCAUAAGGUUUUCUCAGUCAUGUAAUAUAACUCUAACUUACGAUUUUAUAAUAAUAAUAAACUUUAUUAACUGAGGAUAAAAACCUGUUUAGCAAAUCUAGUCUUCCACAGGGUCCUCUGUUACCAAAAUUGGUUAGUAUAAAAGUACAUUUUCCCGGUUAAGUAACUCAAUGUAAAAUUUUCCUCGUGAUGUAACUCAUACGAUUUUCCUGGUCAUGUAACUUAAACCUACGAUUUCUCACUCAUAUAGCUCCUACGAUUUUCUCAGUCAUUUAACUCAAACCUACGAUUUUCCCAGUCCUGUAAAUCUAACCUACAAUUUUUCUGGUCAGGCAACUCAAACCUAUGAUUUUUUUAGUCAUAUAACUCCUACGAUUUUCUCAGUUAUUUAACUCAAACAUACGAUUUUCCCAAUCCUGUACUUAAACCUACGAUUUUCCUGGUCAUUAAACUCAAACCUACGAUUUUCCUGGUUAUGUAACUCAAACCUACGAUUUUCUCCGCCAUAUAACUCAACCACAUGACUUUCGAAGUCAUAUAAUUCAAGCCUACAAAUAAUGACCUGGAAUUUGAGACAUGGCUUUAAGGAAGAGUGUUACUAAUCAAUUAAGUUUCGAUGUGCUAUCUGCCUUUAUGAGACAUUUUCUGAAGACAUUUUUCCAUGCUUAGAAAUAUUGAACUGAAAUUUGCUGUGCGGCUUAAAUGUGUAAUAAGUCAAAGGCCAAUUAUAGAUGUUAACAUUCUUUUUGAAAGAGUUGAACUGCAAAAUUGUUUUUUUCAAUAAUAAUAAUGGUUUUAAAUAAUAAAAGUGUAAUUCAGAUUGUUUUGUUUUGUGUUAGUGUACUUUUUCGACAAAGUAAGGCCAGGGGCCCUUAGCAGUUUUACAAUUUUUCUAUCUUUCUGACACCAUCUUUAUAAAUAAUUAAGAGUUUGCAGAGGGAAGUAGGAGACAUAUAUACUACAUUUGGGGCCGCGGUGGCCGAGUGGUUAAGGUGUACCGACACUUUAUCACUUGUCUCCACCUCUGGGUUGCGAGUUCGAAACCUACGUGGGACAGUUGCCAGGUACUGACUGUAGGCCGGUGGUUUUUCUCCGGGUACUCUGGCUUUCCUCCACCUCCAAAACCUGGCACGUCCUUAAAUGACCCUGGCUGUUAAUAGGACGUUAAACAAAACCAAACCAAACCAAAUGUACUACAUGUACUUAUAUAUGAUUCUCCCUCUGAUCUGAUGGUCAUGGUGUUCAUCACAGCUCAGAGCUCAUUUAUAUUGACUGAUCCAUGUUCAAUGUCUGUACAUUUGAGAUGUAUGUGCUUUGCUGUGGGUACAUGUACUCCCAACACAAACAAGGUCUAGCAUUGUCUUUCAGUAUUGUUUGUUAAGCUAUAUAUACUGACAAUUGAUAUGCAAUAUUUGUGAAAUUUGUAGGUAAAUAUUGAUGUAUGAUGUUGUUGAGUGAAGUUGUUGGUGCAGAUGUAACACACCCAAUCAUUACCAAUGAACUUUAGAGAAAAAAUUAAAGUUUAACUGAUGAAAUCUGUUUCAUAUGUAACGUGCCACUUUAAACCAAAUACUUGCAUUAAAUUUUUGUACUCCUUAAUUAUGAUAAAUGCAUGGGCUACAAGAUAUAAUUAUCUUCUGUUUUAAUUGAUAUAAUGAUAUACAAUGUAAUGUCAAAGACAGUUUUAAUUGAUAUAAUGAUGUAAUGAAAAAUCAUGUGAAAGCUGAAUUACCUUUUACCUUGAAUAUAGUGUGAGAAAUGUGAUUUUUAGCCCACCAUCCCACCAUCUGGUGAUAGUGGGCUAUUCAAAUCGCUCUGCAUCCAUGGUCCAUUCAUCCGUCAAACAAUUCUUAUUAUCGCUAUUUCUCAGAAAGCACUAAAGGGAUCUUUCUCCAAUUUCAUAUGUAAAUUCUCCUUGGUCCCAAGUUAUGCAUUAUGCAUAUUUCAUUUUGGGACUGAUCAGAAAACAACAUGGCUGAGAGGCGGCCAUCUUGGAUGUUGACAAUUGAAGUUUGUUAUUUCCAUUUCUCAGAAAGUUUGAAAGGGAUUUUUCUCAAAUUUCAUAUAUAGGUUUCCUUGGUCUCUAUAGUUGUGAAUAUUGCUAUUGCAUUUUGGGACCAAUCAGAAAACAACAUGGUAGACAAGCAGCCAUCUUAGAUUUUGACGAUUGGAGUUUGUUACCACUAGUUCUUAAAUUUCAUAUGUAUGUUCCCCUUAAUCCCCAGUUAUUCAAAUCCUGUAUAGGACCAACCUGACAACAACAUCAAACAGGCAGCCAUCUUGGAUUUUUGACAAUUGAAACUUCAUUGACAGUUUGUUAACGUACUUAAUGGCCAUUAUGAGUCUUUCUCAAAUUUGAAUGUAUAGGUUCCCCUUGGUCUCCAGUUGUGAAUGCAAUUCUGAUUGAAAAAACUAAAUGGAUGACAAAGAGUAUGGCCAUCUUGGAUUUUGAAAAUUGCAGGUUGCUCGGACUUGCUCCUGCUACAUAGUGUUAUAUAAAGUUAUUAAUUGUUUUGAAGGAAGAGUGAAUGAAGGGAAAAGAAGAUUAAAUGUUUUGAAGGAAGAGUGAAUGAAGGGAAAAGAAGAGAAAAAAUCAGUCUUUCAUUUGACUGAUAGUGAGCAUUCAAUGGUGAGCGGAAAGAUUUCUCUGGGAUCUCUUGUUGUUUGUUAAAAAUUGAUAGGUAUUUAUUAUUCGUAAUAAUAAGUUCAUUAUAAACAAUUGUUGAUAUCUCUUUAAUUACGAUUAUGAGAGUGAAAACAAAGCAAUGUAUUAAAGGUAUUUUUUAAUUCAUGUAAACAACUUGAGAGUCAUUUCCCUGAAAACUGGACAUGUAUUUUUCACAAGAAUUCUUGUAGACCCUUGAAAGAUACUGGUAAACUAGAUAAGUCACAAGUCUAGCUAGGUAAGUAUUGCAUUAGACAACUUUGCUACAUAUGAAUAACAUCUCUGCAUUAGAGCUUCGUAGUUACGGGUACACACAAACAACUCCUCACUGUACUGGAAUUAAGUAAAAUACAGAUUUUUGAGCAUAUUGUGGCAAAUGUUUUUAAAAUGAACAACUUAUAUGGUUUCCUUGCAAAUUGUCAGACUAUCAGUGCAGUGUGUGUUAAAUAGUGUUUAUUCGAUUUAUUUAAAGGGCUUUUGACUUUGACCUUGUGACAUUGUGAACUAAAAUUAAGAAGAAAAUAAAAGUUUUCUAAGCCUA